AUAGCAGAUGUUGUGACAGAUAUUUUGGUUUCUCUCAAGUAUUUCCGCAAUGGGGACUACAUCUGGUUUUCUCUCACAUUCGCGUGUGUCAUGAGUGCUUCGUUAGUUAUGAUGAUGUUCUCACUAAAGUGGUAUUACGACGACACGCGUAAAGAAGCCAGCAAAACAGCCAUUGUUUUGCAUGUGCUACAACUUGGCCCGUUGCAAAGGUACUGGGAGUAUUACAGAAGUGCCAGGCGCACCAGGAAGGAAACUGCAGAUGGAGAUGCCUAUAGUAUAUACAUUCGACAAUGGCGUGACAUUUCAAUGCUGCGAUUGUUUGAAGUAUUUAUUGAAUCAGCACCACAAAUGGUUCUUCAGCUGUAUAUUUUAGCAUAUAACAGGCAUUUUGACAAAGACAAUGAUUGGUUGACAGCACUUUCUGCUUGUUUCUCAUUGAUAUCUUUGGCAUCAUCAAUCGUCUGUUAUUACAAAGCCCUACGAGAUGCAUCUGAAAAUAAAGGCAAGAUGACAUGGUGGGCGUUUGCCUGUCAGAUUGCUUGGCGCAUAACGAUGGUGGCAUCACGUAUUGUUACCCUUGUCCUUUUUGCCUCAGUCCACAAAUCUUGGAUCCUUCUUUUCAUUUGUCUGCAUUGGUUUUUGAUGACGUUCUGGAUACGCUGGCAGAAGCCAUCUUUUGAUUCCAAUAAUAAAAUCCUAAAGUUUAUGUUCCCAAUCGUUGUGGGAUUCAUAUAUGUUUUUUGUUUUUUCAAUGUGAAAGAUGGGUUAACUAGAAAACGGUUGAUAUUCUUUUAUGCUUUAAUGUUUGUGGAGAACUGUGUCCUUAUGGGAUUCUGGUUACCUUACCGCCACGAGUAUGGUGUAGUAUUUGUGGCAGCUUUAGGAGUGGUACUUGGUGGUUUUUUUAUUGGUGUUAUUGCGAUGGUUUUGUAUUACCAUUGUUACCACCCUAGCUUAUCUACACACGGGAUAUUCUUCCAAAAUGUUCCGAAUGGUGAAGUGGAACUGACCAACUGAUGACCACUUAAAAUACCUUUAGGGCAGGCACUUACCAAUGCGCAAACCGCGCAAUUUCAUAGAACCUAUUAAUUAAGGGAAGGGUUUUAAAUUUAGUUAGUUAGGGUGUGACGCACACGCGAGAAGCGCGGACGAAGACCUUAGAUUUUAGUACAUUUUCUUUAUUAAAUUCUGUUGUUUGAGACUGUUUGUGACUUGUCGGGGACAUCAGCUUGGGGGCAGCAUUUUAAGGCACUAAUUCUUGAGAGUUGGAUCUCGGAUAAAGAACGUUCGUAAAGUACCCAGGCGCAGAAGGAGCAGUUUUAUCGAGAGUUAAAACUAUACAUGAGAAAAAGUUACAAAUGCUGCGCCAUUAGGCUCUGAGUAAAACCGGGCCGGAAGUUCAGGAAUGCAGUAGUUUCAAAACAGCGAAAUUGCCAAAAUUAGUCAUUUCUAAGUAUGAUGGCUCGUAUAUGGAUUGGUCAAGGUUUUGGGGACAGUUUUUUGAAGCUUUAGCCUUUAGAUAAAAGUACGAUUCCACCCAUAAGGAAGUUUACUUAUUUGCGCGAGUUACUCGCUCCGAGUCAGACGGUGUGUUGAAGCCUUGCUAUUCUCAGUGGAAGGUUACAAUCGUGCCAAGUCAAUCCUCACUGAUAAGUACGGAAACGAAUCAGCGAUUAGAAAUAGCUAUGUGAAAGAGAUAUUAGAACUGCCCAACAUAUUUAACGUGAACACUCGUAAGAUCGAGGAAUUCAGUGAAAAAUUGUCCUAUUGCG
Messenger RNA from Dendronephthya gigantea, 1772 nucleotides. RefSeq names its product XK-related protein 7-like. The record is from RefSeq and is a predicted model, not a curated record. Lineage: Eukaryota; Metazoa; Cnidaria; Anthozoa; Malacalcyonacea; Nephtheidae. Gene Ontology annotation, cellular component: membrane. The transcript has 3 exons. The coding region runs from base 91 to 1017 and encodes 308 amino acids.